UUCUGUUCAGCUUUCAGCUAUUGGGUUUCUGCGGACUAAGUCGAUUUCCAGGCAGCGAGCUCAGCCUGACCCCGAUCUUUGGGUCCCGCCCCCUGCCCCACUCCCUGGCACUCCGGACCGCGACUCGGAGAGAAGACGCGGUCCGGCGCCAAGCUGGUCCAACUGGUUCUGAACAGGAAGUCUCCCGCCCUCGCCCCCAGCAGCAGUGCAACCCCGCGCUAGCCCCGGCUUCGGUGCAACCCGCAGUUCGGUGGACAGUCCCGCAGAGCGGCCGCGCUGGAGACCCGCCCCGGCGGAGCUCAGCGAGGCUUUGUCUAGGGCGCCCACACCCCUGAGGCAGCUUCUGGGGCCGGCGAAUGGGAGCGCGGCGGCGCGGGGCAGAGCCGGGCUGAGAUAAGCGGCCAUGUGACCCUACCUGGCGCGGGGGAGGGGCCGCAGGUGAGCGGCGAAGCGCGGAGCUCGGCACGCGGCGGCCGCGGGGCUCGGCAGCAUGUCGAUCAGCAGAAAGAACUGGUCCGCGCUGUCCAGCCUAGCCAGGCAACGGACUUUGGAGGAUGAAGAGGAACAGGAGCGAGAACGCAGGCGGAGGCACCGCAACCUGAGUUCAACCACAGACGAUGAAUCUCCAAAAGUCACCCAGAAUGGAGCUCAGAGAUCUGUGGAGAGGCUGCCCAGUGUGGAGGAAGCAGAGGUCCCCAGGCCAUCAACCCCAGCCUCCAGAGACGAAGAGGAAGACAUCCAGGCCAUUCUGAGGACUCGGAAGGAACGGCGACAAAGGCGGCAGGUGAUAGAGGCUGUCCAGGCUCCAGUGCAGGAGAGGCUAGAGGAGGAAAAGGUCAGCCCAGGCCCCGAGCAGACCUCGACACAGCCCCUUGUGCCUAAGAAGAAAGUGGAGCCUCUGCCCCGCCGGAGACUGAGCCGGGAGCAGCGAGGCCCUUGGGCUCAGGAAGAAGAGCCCCUAAAGGGAAGAGAGCUUGGGGGAGGGGGAAAGGAGCUUCCAGAGGAGGCAGAGGUCCAGCAGAAGACCUUGGUCUCUGAGAAAGCGCCUGGCCCAGAGAAGACUCCAGUGCCUGCCAAGAGACUGGCUUCAGAGAAAGCCUGCCCCUCAGAGAAGGGGGCAGCCGCAGAGAAAGCAUCCCCGACUGAGAAGAAGCACAGCCCAGAGAAGUUGGUUCCAGAAAGAACAAAUGUGUCAGACAAGUCGCCCGUCCCCGAGAAGACACUCCCGUCUCUGAAGACAGCAGCACCAGAGAAAAGGUCUGCUCCAGUUCUAGACAAAGCCGUGGUCUCUGAGAAGAUGCAAGAGAGGAGGCUGGUGUCAGAGAAAGCAUCCAUCUUCGAGAAGUCACUAGUCUCAGAGACAAAGCUGACUCCAAAGAAGGCAACGGCCUCAGAGCAGCCCCCAGCCCCUGGAGGAAGCCAGGGCACCACAAGGGAGGCCAGAGGGAGGGCUGUCCCUGGGAAGAGCCCACCUUCCUCUGCAGAGCAGGGUACAACAGACCCUCCGACUAAAGCUUCUCGCUUCCCACCCAUCACACUCCAGGUGAAAAUUCCCAGCAAGGAUGAAGAGGCAGACAUACUCUCACCGACUCUGCUCACCUACAGCAGCUCCCUCAAACGCUCCAGCCCCAGGACCAUCUCCUUUCGGAUGAGCCCCAGGAAAGACAACUCAGAAACAACCUUAACCCGCAGCGCCAGUGUGAGGCUGCCAGCUAGCACGGUGAAGCUGGGAGAGAAACUGGAGAGAUACCACACAGCCAUACAGAGAUCCGAAUCUGUCAGGGCUCCAGGCUCCUCCCGUACUGAGGUUCUUGUGACUCCUGCCGGUGUAGCCAGCAAGCGCCACCUCUUUGAGAAGGAGCUGGCAGGCCAGAACCGCACAGAACCAACCAUCAGAAAGGAGAAUCUGCGACUGUCAGGGGUUGUGACAUCAAGACUUAAUCUGUGGAUCAGCAAGACCCAGGAUUCUGGAGACCAGGGCGCUCAGGAGGUACAGAAAGAGGCAUCCGUCACCAGGAGGGCUCAAUGGGGAAACAAAUCGGCCAUGUCCUUGGAUGCCGAGGUGUGAAAGUCCUGCCAGGACAGACCUGCAGACGUGUACCCCAAGGACCUUUCUUCAUGCCAGGCCCUGGCCUGCGGCACUCCUGACCCUUGCCAUUCGCAUUCCCUUUCUGUCCCUCAGCCAGGGUGGUCAGGGUCCCUGGGGGCCAGGAACAUGAAUGUCACCCUCCGGCCCCUCCCCAGCCCUGCCUGGUCGGGGGCAGAUGUGCACUGACACUUUCUCCAGAUGCAGGCACUCUCUACCCUGAGCCCAGAGGGACCCAGAACACAGCCUGGCACACCAGCCACCGAGUCUCCAUGUCCUGUCGAGAGACGGCCCCUUUCUCCUGCUCACUGCCAGUAUCAGGCUGGGGUGUUUUGCCAACUCCAAAGUUAUCUGUCUUACCUGCUCCCAGCGGGUACUCUGUGUGCCUGUGACAUUCCCGCACCAAGUCCUAGGCUUUGUCACUGCUCUCUGAGGCUUUUUCAAGCCAGACUGGAAAGGAGUCACCAGGCAUUGACCACGUACUGCAUUUCCCGCUUUGCAAUGUCCCCCGCCUCCCCCUCGCCCUGAUCCGGAGCCCGGUGCCUUUUUGUAUUACCACUAGUCUUAAUGUUCAGAAAAAUCUUUUCUCAGGAAGGAUCUGAUAAACUCAUUCAUUCUCAGGCAUAA
Molecule: messenger RNA, 2713 nt
Organism: Myodes glareolus (Bank vole)
Lineage: Eukaryota; Metazoa; Chordata; Mammalia; Rodentia; Cricetidae
Gene: Lad1
Product: ladinin 1
Molecular function (GO): structural molecule activity
Source: RefSeq, a predicted model, not a curated record